Messenger RNA from Oikopleura dioica, 477 nucleotides. Lineage: Eukaryota; Metazoa; Chordata; Appendicularia; Copelata; Oikopleuridae. The record is from the annotation of a GenBank genome assembly.
AUGAUGGCCCGAAAUAAGAACCAAGGAUCUAAGGACCCCUUUUUACAGUAUCUUGUCGGUGGGGUAAAAACAUGCCGAAAGAUAAUGACCGGCGAGGAAGAGGAGCAAAACCGUGCCAUCAAGUGGAGAAAGCAUGAGAGCAUCCAACGAAUGGAUACUGCCAUCCCAAACACUUUCAAACGAUCUGGAAAGUACGAUAACUUCGUGCAGAAUACUACCGGCUACGAGGUCGAUCAUCAGUGCAGACCCGUCCAAUCAAAUGUACUCGACUACAUUCAGAGCACUGUCGAUGGGGGAAAGAAUCAGGAGGAGCUACCCAUCGUGGAUGGAUUAUCUAAAUUAACUUCAUCCGGCUAUCGAGAAAAGAAUUUCGGCGGUUCUAGAGCUCUUCUUGAACAAAUUCACGGAAAAUCGGAGCCUAAUUCAACUGAUUCCCUUCUAUCUCAAGUUUCUGAGGAGCUUAAAUCCCUUGAAUAA